Molecule: messenger RNA, 285 nt
Organism: Monoraphidium neglectum
Lineage: Eukaryota; Viridiplantae; Chlorophyta; Chlorophyceae; Sphaeropleales; Selenastraceae
Exons: 2
Coding region: 1-285 (94 amino acids)
Source: RefSeq, a predicted model, not a curated record
AUGCAGCUGAUCGAGUCCCACUCUGCCGAGGAGAAGGGCGCCCAGAUCACCGCCCCAAGGGUAGAGCUGACUAAAGAGGAACUGGCCGCGAUAGCCAACAAGAAGCUUCUCGCCAAGAAGAGCAAGAAGGCCGCCGCCAAGCUGGCGGCGAAGCAGCUGCAGAAGAUGGGCAAGAAGGAGCGCAAGCGGGAGAAGCAGAGGCGGAGGAUGGCAAAGGCGGCGGAGAAAAAGGCCCGGAAGGCCGCGGCCGCGGGCGGCGCGGGCGCGGGCGCGGGGACGGCGUGA